This is a messenger RNA of Lathyrus oleraceus (garden pea), 717 nucleotides long. Its product is annotated as cysteine-rich receptor-like protein kinase 7. The record is from RefSeq and is a predicted model, not a curated record. Gene Ontology annotation, cellular component: plasma membrane. Lineage: Eukaryota; Viridiplantae; Streptophyta; Magnoliopsida; Fabales; Fabaceae. Gene Ontology annotation, molecular function: ATP binding; protein serine/threonine kinase activity. Bases 1 to 717 code for a protein of 238 amino acids. Gene Ontology annotation, biological process: protein phosphorylation; defense response to bacterium. The transcript has 7 exons.
AUGUUUGAGGACGAAGAAGGCAAGGUUAAUGUAAUAACUGUUGUACCCCAAAUUUUCUACUAUAUCAAUCCCAAUUUUGUUACUAGGUUCAGAGAUAAUUAUCCACUACUAAGGAGAAUUGCCGCCAUUGUUGUCCCUAUCAUUAUUAUGUUGAUACUCUUUCCUAUUGGUUACUACUAUUUUCUAAAGAGAAAGGGAAGAAAGAGUCGUAGAACUAUUCUUCGAGAAAAUUUUGGUGAAGAAAGUGCCACUUUAGAAUCAAUGCGAUUCGAGUGGAUGGUAAUUGAAGCAGCAACUAACAACUUUUCUAAAGAUAAUUUCAUUGGCAAAUGUGGAUUUGGAGAGGUUUAUAAGGGUACCCAUCUGGAUGGACGAGAAGUUGCUAUAAAGAGACUUUCAAUAAAUUCUAAGCAAGAACACGAGAAAAUACUUAUUUAUGAAUUUGUGUCCAACAAAAGUCUUGAUUAUUUCUUAUUCGAUUCUCAAUGCAAAAAGUUGUUAACUUGGGUUGAACGCUUCAAUAUCACUGGAGGAAUUGUUCGAGGAAUUCUUUAUAUGCAUGAACAUUCCCGACUCAAAGUCAUACAUCGCGAUCUCAAACCAAGUAAUAUUCUAUUAGGUGAAAACAUGAUUCCUAAAAUUUCUGAUUUUGGUUUGGCUCGAAUUGUUGAAAUAAGUCAAGAUGAAGGAACUACAAAUAGAAUUGUUGGAACAUAG